AACAUUAUAAUGCUCGUUAUCACGCAAGUAAUGUAUUGUGGUUACCUCUGAAAUUUAGAUUUGGCAGUUGAUAUCACUCAUUUACUCGAACCAGUUCUGUCUCUGAUUAGUAGCUUCUAGUGCGGGUAAUUUUUCAUUACAGAAUACAGUUUUUUUUUUUUAAAUAAUUUUCCAAAGUAAAAUUUAAAUAUCAAAUCAAGUAAAACAUUUAAAAAAUGAAGACAUUGUGGAUAUUAAUAGUUGUAAUUAUUAUGGUGGAAGCUGGCCCAAUCCCUCCAUUGACAAGAAUAUUAGAUCGACGUAUAACUGCAGCCCCACGUCGCUGCACUUCCAAAGACGGUGCCUGUCGAAAAGCGAUAAAUUUUCUAAAAUGGGUCGAUGAAUUUCAGAAGAGUAUUCGUCAAAAGAUUACAGCUAUGGCAAUGUCUGUGUAUAACUAUUUUGUUCGUCCUCAUGAAAUAAAAAGACCAUUUUCAAGACACCUGCGAUUUGGAUAAAUUGAUAUCUACCCAAGAACUACAGCAAUGCUUCGAAAUUUCUACUACGGUUAGAUUUCCGCUACUGUUUCAAUGAAGAAAUAUAAACCGUCUAUAAUUGAUAAAGUGUUGUUAAGUAUUUCUUAAGUAUCUAAAUUUAAUUGUAUAACUUUCUAUUACACGCAUUAAAUGUUUAUAAAAAGUCAUUGGAUAUCCUGAUUAAGAAAUCUAAUUUGAAAUAAUUCAAACACGAUCCGAAACAAUUCAAAGUUGGCUAAAUUGACUAUGUAUAGAUAUACACUUCAGCAUAGAUUGAAUCAUUCCAAAUGAAAUUUCUGAAUCAGGGUAUCUAAAUUCCUGGAAAACCUACCGUGACAACAGCCACUCUUUACAGAAAGUUGUAAAUCCUUUUAACUUAAUUAAAAUGUGAGUGACUAACGUAUCUGUUUUAUCUCUGGUAUAGAUAAUUUCAAAAAAGUUUGGAAAAUCCAAAAGUGCACGCUUCAUAACGCUUGUUGAAUAUUGAAGUCAAAAUAACUUCUAUCCCUCGAUUAUAGAGUAAAACAAAAAAAAAUGUUUUUGCUACUAUCACACUACUGUUUUUGCAACAUUUGACGUUAAAAAAAUAGAAAGUAAAAAAGAGUUGUGCAGUUAUUUUGACUACAUCCCAAAAGAGUGGAUACAUACAGAGAUCCGGACGUGCAAAUAAAAUUUUUUUCAAACUUGUUUUUUCUUUAAAGUAGCAGAACCGAUGUUCUUUAAAAAACAUAAAAUGAGUUUUCUCAAGUCUUUUCUUGAUAUACGUGUACUCAUAUUAUCAUAUCGAUGAAAUAUCAACGCAAUAGAGUCAUCUUAAGGCCAGAAAAUUGCUUGACUUGACGUGUUGAGAGUAGAGCACUACCUCAACGCUUCGCUUAUGAGGCGUGCAAAAGUCCGAGUCUGAAAAAUACCGAGUGUUAUUCAGUAAAUAGGUGCCUAGUAUGUUCAUGAAAAGCAAUUCAAUUAAUUUAAGGGCAUCUAAUAUUCGCUACAGUCUCUAGACUACCUAUGAAAUUUAGGUGCCUAACGACGUAUAACCGGAUAUGACAUAUUAAGCAAACACAGUCUCGACAAGUACCUCAUGCGUGUUUUUCAAUCACUGGCUACUUGAUAGAAUGGGGCGGAUGACGUAAGUGCGACAGCGGCAGAUAAAGGAACCUAGAUUUUACUAUGAUAAAGUGUAUACUAUGAUAAACUGUUUACAGAUGAAUCGGUCAAAGACAAAUGCAAUUAUUUGUGGGAGUAGAGCAAAAAUAAUGAGUGAUGAGUGUGUAUUGGCUAAUAAAAUUAUUGUAGGUGGGUGUAUUAUCCCAUACAGUAGUACUAUUAAAUAUCUCGGAGUUAUAAUAGACAGAACUCUCUCAUGGGAGAGUCAAGUAACGAGUUUAUGUAAUCAUGCAAUGAGUAUUUUAGCACAGUUAAAAAUUAACAAUGAAAUAUUUGGUGAGCGUCUGCGUAUAAAGCUUGUUUCUAAUUUAAUUACUCCAAUUUUUGAUUAUUGCUGCGCAGCGUAUACUAAUAUUUCAAAUAAAUUGUUAUUAAAAAUGCAAAGGAAAUUAAAUUCAUGUGUAAGAUUUAUCUAUAAAAUACCAAAAUAUGAGCAUAUAACUCCUUAUUAUAAAAGAUUAGGUUGGCUAAAGUUAGAUAAAAGAAGAGACUAUUUCAUUGCUUGCUUAUUUUAUAAAGAAAUUCGACUAAAUUAUCGGCAGCUAUUCGGCUCGAAAUUAGAAUUUUUACGAGUAGCGUUACGCAGGGGAGAUGUCAGGCAAGACUACCUGCGUUUACCAAAGGCUAAUUGUGUCAUGUAUGACAACUCAUUUUUAGUACAUGGCAUACGUAUCUGGAAUGAGUUGCCAGCUGAGAUUAUAGCUGUGGAUAAUUUGUCUGAAUACAAGAUUGCUUGCUUCAAUUAUUUCAUAGAAUAUGAUAGCUAUCACCCAUAAUUAUAACAAUAUUAUAUUAUAUUGUAUUAUAUUAUAUUGUAUCAUAUUAUAUUAUAUUAUAUUAUAUCAUAUUAUAUUAUAUUGUAUCAUAUGGUAUGACACUUAUUUAAGAAUAAUUUUGCAACUACUUAACAUUUUAUAAUAAUUAAUAUAUAAACUUCCAAUCAAUCAACUAAAUAAUUUUUGUAGAAAGCGAUAUUAUUAUUAUCAUAAUUAUACAAAUGUAAACCAAUGUAUUAAAAAUUGAAGGCCCUGAGGGAGCUUAGGCUCUAGGGUCAAAUAAAAUUAUUAUCUAUCUAUCUAUCUAUGAUAAAGUGUACUUUCAUUUCUUAUAUCUAUAACAUUGAAUUUGUCACAUUUAACCUGAUCGAAUGACACAAAGUUUUUUAUAAUCGAAGUUUUGGAGUUGCCGAAUCUUCAAUGUAAAUAUCGAUGUAUUCGAAUUUAUAAUAAUGAGACUGACAAUGAUAUCUCCGUAGGAUGAGACAUUUGCACAUCGAUUUGAAAAUUAGAAAAACUUGAGAUUAACUAUGUUAAUACGGUAUGAAUCGAAGUGGUAUAAAUAAUGAGAUCAUUCUAUUAUCAUGCCUUUAGAAAAGCGUAGGCUUUAUGCCUCAAGGCGUAAAUAAAGCAGCCUGAAAAUUUGGUAUUCCGUCACAUGGCAACAGGCAACUGACAGAACGCUUAGUUCAAAUAGCUUCUAGCAAACAUUUUCAACCGUAACCUCCAGACAGGUAAAUCCCUGAACAAGGCGUGACCGAUCUAAAGGUCUCUACCCUAUAAGUCAACAACCGUUGGAAUAGGGUGAGCCCGAUACUUACAAAGCCUCGCAAAAACUUAAGUUUCUUUAGUCUUCGAAAGCUCGCCUAGAUAGGAAGUCAGGUUUGAGCCUCAGUACAUUCAAAGUAAUCAAAAUAAGUUUGAUUUUAAAAUUUUCCUGUGCUUCGAGUGAGAUUUGAAUUUCAAAAAUGAACACGAAAUCUCAACGGUGAAACAACGGGAACCAGGAGAGGGUUAAGGCUUCGAACAUUCUAAGCUUUAUGAGAAGACCUAACUUUAUCGCCAAAAUAUUGCAACGGCAUACUCAAAUAAUCGAAGAAUCGGAAAUUGACUAUUAUUUGAAGAUGAAAACUGAACACAAUGACUCACAAGGAUCUCGACGUUCUCUGCUUUGUCUUCCGAAGAACGCUCACGGAGCAGACAGCGACUUUUUUAGCGUUGAUGACUAUAAUGUCAAAAACAAAUUUCUAUGCACCCACUGUCCGAAACAAGAUAGCUUGUACCAGUUAUGGAGUAUGACAUUCAAAAAGAACAUUCAUAUCAUAGUUAUGUUAUCUCCGAUUGACAAUCUGAUAAGACACCGAUACUGAAGUGUGGGAGAAGACUCAGUGUUUGAAUGCCGUGACUUUAGAAUGGAAUUUCUACAAGUUGAUGUGGAAGCUUUGUAUACUACAACAACUCUGUUGCUGAGACAUGAAAAUGGUGCAGUGCGAAAAAUAGUGCAUUUUAAUUCCACCGGUUGACCGUUGGACAACAUUUCGCAUCACCCAAAAGAGUUUAUACGUUUUUCUAUGACAGUGAAUAGUGCACGUGAUAGAGUAGAUAAGCUCUCUACACAGCUUUUACGUGCCCCUACACCUAUAAUGGUACAUUGUAGUGAUGGUUUCAACAAUUCCUGUGUGUAUUGUUUGUUAGACAUCUGUAUAUCUGAAUUUGGAGGUACCAAUAAGGUAUCUGUACCUAAGGCUUUUCUCAAAAUAAGACAGCAAAAUCGCAAUGCUAUUAGUCAGCCAGAGAACUAUGUUCAUUGUUAUCAAGCGCUGUAUGUUUGACUUUCGUCUAUAUCAAAUUCUUCGCGCAAUUCAAUCUGUUGAUUGUGAUAACCUAUGUGACCUCCAAAAAACCCGAGUGUAAAAACGAUUAUUUGAAAAAUAAACACUAAUUUCAUCAUAUUGUCUAUUAUUAAUAGUGGUAAAAUACAGAACGAUGGAUCAUUACUGUUCCGGUAUGGGCAAUGUUACAGCAAUGAUAUUAGUUAUAUAAUCGCCUUUUUUCAAACCAUUAGUUAGUUAAUUAAGUUAUUAUAGAGUAAUAUCAGUUGAAUGUUUUCGGACAUGCGAAGAGAGGGUUCGGUCGAAAAUCGUACGUUAUUAACGUUUUUACGCUAUUAUAGUUCUAAUUAUCACUUGGAUUUAUAGAGCAAUAAAACGUUAUAGUAGAAUAAAAUGUUUUAAUAGUGUACUAAAACUUGUUAUUUUCUAGUUAGUUCUAAACAGCUAUUAAUGUAAUUCUUUUACAGUAGCUAAUCCAAUGUGAUAUUAAACGGUAGUGAAGAAGCCAUUAAAAGGUUUAUUGUUAUGGGUUUGAGAUAACUAUAGACAAAUUUUUCGGGGUACACUUAAUGCUUCAAUUAGCUUAAUUAUAGAACAUGCGUAUUCCACAUCUAAGGUCAAACGGUAUAAAAAGCUAAAAAAUGUAGCGGGAAAGUUAAUUAAGUAAACACUAGUCUCAAGGGUUGAUCUUAAGGCUCACGGCCGUUGUCUGUUCGAGUUUGGGACUACCAGUGCUCGUUCAGUGAUAGUGAAUGGGUGGGUUAUCUAUUAGGAAUUACUAACUGCAUAUCAGCUAGAUCGGUUAGAGUGAUUUAGUUCUGCGACGUAUAACAUAACAGGUAGAACAAUGACUACCCAAGCGGACAGUAUAAGUGCAAUAGACUUUCUGAUUUUUAUGGAACAUCCGGGGUCACUCAGCAGCAUCUUCGACGAAUAUUAUACCGUAUGACGUCGACAAAAAGUGAAAGCACUCCGUUCCUCCAACCAUACGAUGAACGAAGAGCAAGAAAACUGCUGCAUGCGGAUCAUACGUUUCCUUCACUGCUGAAUAAAGCUCAAUGGCAACCCGAAUGUCUUGGAUGCUAACUCUAUUGACAGAUAUGAACAUAAGCGAAAGUAUAUUUACACCAAAAGUCCGUCUGAAAACACCACUGAUGAAUAUUUAUUUACAAAUGAUGUAGGACAAGAAUGUAGAAAUAAUAAUUGUGCCAUCUAGAUCAGAAAGUAAAGUUAAUUUUCACCAAUAUUGGAAUUAAAACAACCCAUGUACCCUGCGUCUAAGGUCACAAGGACUCUCUCAAGACUAGCGCAUUAGACCAAUUAGCUAUACUGAUUAGGUCAUGGAAACUUAAAAUUUCAAUAACGAUGGAAAUACCUACUGUGCGAAUUGAUUGAGAAAAAAAACAUUAUGGUUAUCCUUAGCUGAAAAUAAAUGCUGACUACAAUGUGUCAGAAAACCCGAUAGACUCCAGUUGUAGACUACAUUAAAAUUGUCUAAACAAAUCGGCCUGAAUCCACGGAAUGACAUUGAACAACGCUCACCUCUCGCAGUAACUCACCCCUAUGCCUGUUUCAGUAUAAAACAAUUCCAAUACCCAUCAUCCUGCACUGCGUGUUAGGUAGUAUAUAACGCAUUCCUAACAAGCGAAUCCCAUUCGUCGAAUGACUUAGAAGGAACGCCUCUUACGCCCACAACCUAUAUACCCUUAUCUUCGCUUCGCACACACAUUUACAGCAAAUACUUAUUGUAAUUGUAAACAUUAUGGUUUGUUUGUAAUCCUUCUCACUCACACAUAUAUGGCUUCACUCACACAUCAAUGUUUUACUCUUUCUGAUAUUAGUCGCAUAAGGCGAGGUUCCAUCACACAGGAGCGAGUUGCCAUCCACCGAUUUAAAGAACUAUUCUGCGGCCUUGGAUUACUAUAAGUGUACCGACAGCAUCGGAUGCCUAUUGAGUUGCAUGCUGACAAAACUUAUCUGCUUUUUGUCGCUACAGAUGCUGUACUUGACGACGAACUUACCUCUUGCUAUUGAUUUCUAAGAUAUUAAUGGAAUUGGUAGGAUAUGUGACCUUAUGAGAUUAAAGUGUAAAUGCUACGUGGUGUGACAAAAAGGAGCGAUCAUGGAACAGCUGCGAUCAGAGUAGCAUUAUUGUUAUUGGCAAAAGUUCUUGAACCAUUAGUGGUUAAUGACUGUUAACAAAUAUAAAAAUCGGGAAAUCCCAAUGAAUUGAAAUAGUUGAUCUAAUUAUAAAUGAUGAUUUGUUUUUUCUGCUUCUGGACAGCCAAAGUGAGGUAAUCUUCGCCUCAAUAAAUGAAUGCCUAAGUCAUUUAAAUUUUACCCACAUUUAUUGGCACUGAUAACGAUGAACUUAUACUUUUUUCCUCUGAAGCUAGUCAAAUAAAAAUGGAGCUUAUUCCCUAGUGUAUAGGAACAUAAGUAUUUGAGGCAACUUAAGGAGAACAGAGUUAUCCUUAUUAAUAAAAUGGAUCAGUUUUACCAUUAGGUCUGAAAGUUUCUUGACCGUUAACGGUGUCAAAAUGUUUCCAAAAGCUGACCGUUUGAAACAUGCACCUGAAGUUCUAUUACUUCAGGAUAAAAUUUGUGAACUAAAGUGUCGCGAACCAAAAACACCUGGAGAUGAAGACAAGAUCAGUGAAGAAAUACAAAUUGCCGAAAGGCGAUACCAAUCUCUGAAGAAUGAACUGCUGGUUAUGUGUGCGAGAAAACGUUUCGUAGAAUAUCAGGUGGAAAUGGCCCUUACGUAAUUAAUGAGGUAAGUUCAAACGCAGUUAUCUAUUACUAUUCUAUCAGUGACAACACAAUGUAAAAGACCCUUAUAAUUUUCUAUUUUAAGAUUUCAUAAGCAGUGCCGUAAAAAAAGAAUAUAAAUAUCAUGCGAAUAGCUUUAUAAAUACGACAACAACAACUUUCAUGUUCACUGAUUUUCGAACGGUAUAGUCAAUUGAUCAGAGUAAACACUAAAUUACGUACUAAACUUGGUAUUUUGUUUACUAGCCAAUUCUUCGAAGUACUAUAAGCUAAUAUAUUUAUUAGGCAUACUUAUGAGCACACAACACACCAUUCAUAAAAAGUUUAUAUCUUUUAAACAUGCAGUAAAUAGGUGGGUUUGCAAUAAUUUUUCCAAAGGGACCUUUUUUACGAGUUGACAGAUAAUUUUAUGGCUUAAUAAUAGGAAAUGCGUAUUACCUACCGAAAAUAUAAAAGCUUUAACGCAGCAAUGAAAAUACUACUCACAGCGGGUAUCGGUGCCUAUCGCGAAUAAGGAGUUUGUUUAAUUUUGAAGAAACAAAUGAGUUAGAUGAUUUGCUUCGAGUGACAGUGGAUCGGUGAAUAGGAGACUACCAAACGCUUCCCAGUUGGGUUGCCUUUAUAUUGAAAUGUGAGUUUUAAUAUUAAUUUUGUUCCUUGACAGAUACUGCAGCGUGUAUAACAAUGCCCUUCAAAGAUAAGAGAAUGAGAAUAAUGGAUUUCAUAAAUUUCAUACAAAAGCCAGGCUCACUAAGCUGCAUCGUUCAAGAACAUCGUGCAAUGGUAUCCGAGCAGGAAGACGGCGCAUCGACUUCUUCUGAUCAAGCCGUAAAUAAGGCGCAAAACGGCAAUAAUCUCCGACCAAUCGGACAUUUGCUCUGCAACCGAGUGAACCUCCAUAGUAAGGAGAAGGUCUUGAGUGCAAGGUUCGUUGACGGAUAUAAACAUAAGCGGAAGUACAUCAUCACUACGAACUCUUGUGAAAAUAACACUGACAAAUAUUUACAAAUGGUGUGGGAUAAGAAUGUUCAAAUUGUAGUUAUGACAUCUGUAUUCGCGGAGGAGGAUAAUUUCAACCGAUUCUGGAGUUUAAAUGGAAGUUCUGUAAUAGCCUGUAACAACUUUCAGAUAGAGACUUUAGAAAUUAUGACAAACCCUCACUUUGUGUUAACCUUGUUGGUUCUCACUGAUCAAAAAGGUCAAGCACCCAAGCUAUCACAUUUUCAGUAUACUGCUUGGCCUGCUGAUAAUUUUUUCCAUGACCCAAAGGCCUUUUUAGAUUUCUUUUUUAAUAUAAACAACUUGUACGCUGAUUCAAAAAAGUAUAAGACCUUCAGAAAUCUCGGUCCCAUAAUUGUAGAUUGCAUUGGCAAUAAUAGUAGCUCAGAGGUAUUUUGUGUACUCGAUAUCUGUGUUACAGAGCUCAAAAAGAUUGGACUGCUAUAUAUAGCAAAUGCUGUUAUGAAGGUUAGACAGCAAAAAUACGGUUGUAUGGAUCGAUUAAGUAACUAUGUCUUAUGUUAUCGUUUAAUUCAUACCUAUGUCUUAAUGCAAUGUGAUACAGUUAACAUCCGUUGAAGGCACAGCCAAUUGUUUAUGAUUUUUAUAUCUCGUAUCUGGUUAGAAAUACUUAGUGUAUGUCGACGUUCCAAGCCUAAAUGCUAUGGGAAGGACACUUUAAUUUGGAAAAUAUCAUCAGGUACUUUAAGAUUUGAGUUAUAAAUCUGAACUACGGAAUUAGUAUCUGAAAGACCGAAGGAUAAAAGUUUUCUCAAAUUAAUACAGAACAUCAACGAGUAAUUCAUUCCAGGUGAAUGUUGCCUGUUAAUUCCGAAUAUCAGGUACAUGGUGAUUAUUCUUGGCUCUAAACUUAAACGACAUACUUUAUCAAAUGUUACGUGCUUCUGUGAAAUAAAUGUAUGUUGUUUUUUAGUUUUUAAAAUUAAA
Molecule: messenger RNA, 9009 nt
Organism: Microplitis mediator
Lineage: Eukaryota; Metazoa; Arthropoda; Insecta; Hymenoptera; Braconidae
Product: tyrosine-protein phosphatase non-receptor type 9-like
Exons: 2
Coding region: 7747-8640 (297 amino acids)
Biological process (GO): protein dephosphorylation
Molecular function (GO): protein tyrosine phosphatase activity
Source: RefSeq, a predicted model, not a curated record